CCUAAUGACCAGCUAUCAUCAAGUGCUAGCAUAUUUAAGCAGCCAAGGCUAGUGGGGCGUAAUUGCAAGGAAACAGCUGCUUCCCUCGGAGAGUCUGAUUCACCCGGCUCAGACGAAGUGGGAGGGUUAUUAAAUCAAAAAUGCCUCUACAUUUUGCAGCCAUGACUCGCAUUGCAACCACGGACGCUGAUGACACCCUAUGAGACUGAGAGACACUGCAGCAUCGCGGAUUCACCCUGCGACGGAGACGCUCACUUCACGGCCCCUAAAUGUAUUGGACUGUGCAAAGGCUGUGGACCCGCUGUCUUGUGAAUGCAUACAAGCAACAAAUGACUUGAUAAUCAUGGGAAACAAGCAGACUAUUUUUACAGAUGAGCAACUCGAUGCCUACCAGGAUUGUACUUUUUUCACUCGCAAAGAAAUCUUGCGGUUGCAUGGUAGAUACCAUGAACUGGCUCCGCAUCUGGUGCCAAUGGACUACACGAAAGAGCCUGAUUGUAAAUUACCUUUAGCCUUGAUAGUCAACAUGCCAGAGUUAAAGGAAAAUCCAUUCCGUAACAGGAUUGUUGAGUCUUUCUCAGAGGACGGCAUGGGAAAUCUCAGCUUCAAUGAAUUUGUGGAUAUGUUCUCAGUCCUUAGCGAAAUGGCUCCGCGGGAACUGAAGGCCAUUUAUGCCUUCAAAAUAUACGAUUUCAAUGUAGAUAACUACCUUUGCAAAGAGGACUUAGAAAAAACUCUAAACAAGCUGACAAAGGAGGAGUUGACUCCAGAGGAGGUGCAGCUCGUGUGCGAGAAGGCCAUCGAAGAGGCUGAUUUGGAUGGAGACAAUAAACUCUCCUUUGCUGAUUUUGAAAAUAUGAUAUCAAGGGCUCCUGAUUUCUUAAGUACUUUCCACAUACGAAUCUGAGAGGGCUCCAUGGUGAAGCUGAGCACAGUGCCUGUCUGCUACUCCAAAUCAUCCGUCUGUCCUCUCCAGCUUCUGCUGCCCUCACCUCUGCGACAUGUGCUCAGAUAGAGUGCAAAACACUGAAUGGAGUGGAAUUCUCAGGAUGCUGGAUGUUUUAACAGAUGAACCCAUUUGAUUACACUUGUUAAAUCACCACCAAUGAAAGGGCUCGGCCUGGGUUUCUCUGUUCAAUUAAUGGACUCCUUGCAGAGGAUGGGAAAUAAGACUGGCAAGAACCUUACAAUGGAUUUCGGGAUUUACGGCACAUCAAAUAAUGCAUAAAAAGUCGAUCUACCUACAGUAUAUUGCACAUGUCGUACACCCACUCCCAGUCUUCCUAGAUAUUCUGUAUCUAUCGAAGGACUGUAUAGCAUAUCAUUGGGGGCAUAAAUGAGCUACGUAUAUGCACUAUUUGUAAAUGCAUGGUAAACGUCUGGCUCUUUCGCAGCAUAUUGCUUAUUUCAUGUUAUGGUUAUGCUUGUGGAAUUGUAGCCUAAUGACAAUCGUAUUUUAAUUUUCUCCAGCUGAUUGAAGGGCUAGCUUCCCUUUUCUGCCUUGGCCAUUACCAUGAGGUGUUCCUACAGCCCUUUUUUGAAUAGGCAUUUUUCAAGUUUUACAUGGAUUGCAUUAUUUGGAAUAAAUGUCUUCUCUGUGACUUUAGACCUCAUUGGGCUUUUUUUGUAUCAAUAUGUGGAGAGUAGCACACUUACUAAAGCUAAUAUGCCCAGUGUUUUAAUGUUUUCAGCUCCAAUCCCGUCUCUAUAAUCAAGCGUGAUGAAGGAGGAGUGUGCACAAUAAAGAUCAGGAGGUUUUGGA
Corythoichthys intestinalis (scribbled pipefish) is the source of this 1762-nucleotide messenger RNA. RefSeq names its product calcium and integrin binding family member 2 (gene cib2). Gene Ontology annotation, molecular function: magnesium ion binding; calcium ion binding. Gene Ontology annotation, biological process: calcium ion homeostasis. Lineage: Eukaryota; Metazoa; Chordata; Actinopteri; Syngnathiformes; Syngnathidae. The transcript is spliced from 7 exons. The record is from RefSeq and is a predicted model, not a curated record. Gene Ontology annotation, cellular component: stereocilium; cell periphery; cytoplasm. Bases 200 to 907 code for a protein of 235 amino acids.